CGGGCCAGUCGUCAGUUCGAAUCCGAGUCGAGUGGAGGCAGCAAACGCGCAUCCGUAAUCAUUCUGUUGUUGUUGUUGUCGUUGUUCCUCAACUGAUAAGCAGACAUUUAUAAGAAGAUCGCACAAAGAUGAAAUCGCUGAUAGUAUUACUCGUGGCACUUCUAAUCCUAGCUUGCAACGUGCCAGCGCAGGGGCAGGAUGAGAAUGAAGCGGAAGAGAGCGAUGAGGCGCAAGAGAUUGAGGCAAGCAAAAAUAAACUGGCCGUACAGAUCGAGGCGCUGAUAGAGCACUACAAGCAAGAGGAUCCAGUUGGAUUGCCUGGUGCUCCCGUACCGGAUCCCAUAGAAGUGCCCGAUAUGGCCAAAAAUAUCGGCUUAAGCAAUCUAAACAUGAUGAAAGUGAAGGCAUACGGCCUGUCCAAAUUUCGCAUAGCCAGCAUCAAUGCAGACUUCAAGGAGAUGAUGGCAAAGGCGGGCGUACAGCUGGACGAGAUGCUGGUCAAGGGCAAUUACAUACUCAGCUCCUUCUUCUCCAAGACCAACGGACCGUUCACCGUGGUGCUGAAGAAGGUCUAUGUCCGAGGCUCGGCCACGCUUGGCGUGGAACGUGACGGCCAUCUGACCACGGAACAGAUUAAGAUGGACAUUACCUUUGGCGAAAUGGCCAUGGAUUUUCAGAAUCUCGGCUUCUUGGGCAGCGUAUUCCAGAGCGUCAUCAAUUCGGCGCCCAAUGUUGUGUUCGAUGCCAUGAAGCCGUUCAUGCUGCAGGAGGCGGACAAGCAAUUGCGUACGGAGAUCAAUGCGUUCAUUGAGAAGAACAUGGGUGAUCGCCGGAUGCCCAAUUCGAUAACGCCGCUGGACAGCGCCAUUGCCGAAGGCCGUAAGCUGGUGCGCCAAAAGGGCCUCGAUCCGUAUCAUGUGGCCGACAUGAAUCGCACUAUGGGCGUUUUUAGUGUACAGCUGUCCAACACCUGGAUCAAUGGCAUCUCUAGUUUCUAUCGCGUGGGCAACAUCACAGCUGCCAUGCAAAAUAAUACUGUCUCGCUGCGGCUGCAGGUGGGCACACAGCAGAUCACCGGCGCCGGGCAAUGGGAGCUGGGCUUUGGACUCGUGACGCGCGUCGGUCAUGUACAGUUUACAGUGCAGUAUAUACGUGCCACCGUUGAGAUUAGCCAGCCCCUGGACACACGGCAGCGACCUCAGAUUAACGAUUUGCAACUCGAUAUGGGCAACAUUCAGAUGCGCUGCGACGGCGCCGGCACCUUGGACUAUGUCAUGGAGUUUGGGGUGAAUGUGUUGCCCAAUCUGUUGCGCUAUCAGAUAAUGGAUGCCAUCGAGAAUCCCAUUAAGCAGCGUAUUCAGGAGAAAUUCAAUACCAUCGAUGUGGAGCAGGUCAUCAAACAGCAGGUCGAGAAAAGCGAAAAGGACGGCGGCAAUUUUGCCAUAGAUGUGAAUCUAUUCAAAAUGUUUUAGUUAUUGUUUUAAAGUUGUAUAGAGUUUUACUCUCCAAUGUAAGCAUUACUUUUGCUAAUUAAAUAUUUUCAAUUA
Molecule: messenger RNA, 1547 nt
Organism: Drosophila montana
Lineage: Eukaryota; Metazoa; Arthropoda; Insecta; Diptera; Drosophilidae
Exons: 3
Coding region: 129-1472 (447 amino acids)
Source: RefSeq, a predicted model, not a curated record